This is a messenger RNA of Homarus americanus (American lobster), 627 nucleotides long. RefSeq lists its product as uncharacterized. The coding region runs from base 1 to 627 and encodes 208 amino acids. Lineage: Eukaryota; Metazoa; Arthropoda; Malacostraca; Decapoda; Nephropidae. The record is from RefSeq and is a predicted model, not a curated record. The transcript has a single exon.
AUGACGAACAGGGUGGCUUGUUUCCAACGAGUCAUCGAUGAAUUCAUACGUAGAAACGAACUGCUGGGUACUUUCGCGUACAUUGACAUCACCACCAUCGCUGCGUCGUCUCAACAGGAGCACGAUGAAAAUCUGUCCAGAUUCCUUGAGGUAGCAAAGAAGUCAAAAUUCACCUUCAAUGAAGACAAAUCUGUCUUCUCAGCAACGUCGAUCGAUUUGUUGGGCUACACCAUAUCGCAUGGUACUCUCAAGCCAGACGCCGAUCGCUUGCGUCCUCUGAAGGAAUUGCCACUUCCGAAAGACUCACCAGCUCUACGCGUGAUAGGACUCUUAACAUACUACUACCGGUGGAUCUCACACUUUUCCGACAAGGUCAGACCUUUGGUCAAGGCUAAGAUAUUCCUUCUCCAAGGGGAAGCAGUUUCCGCCUUCGAAAAUCUUAAAGUGGAAAUAGCAAGUGCGGUAAUCAGCUCGAUUGACGAGAAGAUUCCAUUCGUAGUAAAAACCGACGUUUCCGACUCUUCCAUCGCUGCCUCCCUGAAUCAAGCCGGUAAACCAGUUACAUUCUCCUCGAGAACGUUCUCAGACAGUGAGUUUGAGUACAGACGCUCUUUUUGUCAAAAUUGA